AUGUCCGUGAGACCAUCUACACUCCGAUUAAUCUGGCAUCGCUGCCCUGGUGCUUGUGCUGGUAAUACAGUACGACCUGGCUUUCAGACAUACAUCUCCUCCACAUCAUGGCGCUCCUUCGCCUCAAGGGCUCGAUCUCCACCUGUUCCUAAGCCCCAAAUACGGCCCGCGCCAUCAACCCCCCGAUACGCCGACUUGCCUAAGAAUUUACAACCAAAGGCAGGAGGACUUGGAAGGCUAUUCAGCAGAGUAGCUCACGAGGGAGAUGUGACACUAUUCCAGGCGCACUCACAGCGCAGUUAUUACUUCAGUGCAUACGGCCUGUCGGCAUUCUGCUUCGCCUAUGCGGUCUACAACUCCAACGCCGUCUUCCGAGACCCCGUCACCGUCCUGCCUAUGUGGCAACAAGCGCUCUUCGGUGGUAUAUGUGUAUCGAUGAGUGUCAUGGGUACUAUCUUUCUUGUUCGGACAGGCAACAUGAUCCGAAGCAUCAAGGCGGUUCGUUCUCAAGGUCAACCCCGUAUCCGCUUCCAGGUCCGGGGCAUGUUGCCAUUCAAGAAGUAUGAGUUUGAGGUUGCACCGUCUCAGGUUCAUAUCUCCAAGAAGCUCGUCGUAUCAGCAGAGUCUGUGGCGCGCUUCGAGAAUGAUAGCAGGAAGCUCCUUGGUGGUUCAAAAGAACCGAAACCGAGUUUCUUCAAAGCCCCGGUUGCGAGAUUGAGCCACGGAGUCUGGAGGAUAUUUUUGUCUGUGCGGCAGAUUUUCACCAGUGAGGACUUUAUUCUCAUCAAGAUUGAUGGCCAUAAGGGUACCUUCCGCAUGGACUCAAAUGGCUCGGUCGAUCGGGAUUUCCUUCUCCUGGGUAACCCGGUGAGGAUGGGAUCUAAGGGCAUUUGA
Molecule: messenger RNA, 894 nt
Organism: Penicillium daleae
Lineage: Eukaryota; Fungi; Ascomycota; Eurotiomycetes; Eurotiales; Aspergillaceae
Exons: 1
Coding region: 1-894 (297 amino acids)
Source: RefSeq, a predicted model, not a curated record